AUGGCAAAAGAGUGCUUCAUGUUAGAGCAAACCAAACUAGCUGAAAUCUUAAUCCUAGUUGCUGAUUUCAAAGUGCUAGCGGCGGUUGCUCUCUUGGCGAUUGCAUUGUACCUUUUGAUCGAUUCCAAGAAUGUUUAUCUUGUCGAUUUUAUGUGCUACAAGGCACCGGAAAGUCAACGAUUUCCCAUCUCCUCCUUCAUAGAACAUGAAGAAAGAUUGGGUAAGUUCAACAGAAAAACAGUUGAGUUGCAAACCAAAGUCAUUGAAAGAUCUGGUAUUGGCAACGAAACCUACUUACCCGACGGAAUCCACCAAUUGCCAGGUGAUCAUACCUUGAACUCUACUCUUGAGGAAGUGGAAAUGGUGCUAUUUACAAUAGUCCAAGACCUAUUCACCAAACACAAGAUUGAUCCGAAAAUGAUCGACAUUAUCAUUACAGACUGCAGUCUUGUGUGCCCCAUUCCAUCUUUAGCCACAAUGGUCAAGUCUAUGCUACUCGCAAACUGCUUGUUUCGAAUGGGAAGCGCUGCAAUUUUGCUAUCAAAUCGCAAAAGUGACAGACAGGUUACUAAAUAUCGACUCCAGCAUCUGGUCAGAACUCAUCUUGGAUCUAAGGAUAGUUUGUACAAAUGUGCUGUUCAAGAAGCAGAUGAUGAAAGGUACAUCGGGUUAUCAUUGUCAAGAUCCAUCCUACAAGUAGCUGGAGAAGCACUAAAAACUAACAUGGUAACAUUAGCUGCAAUUGUGCUACCUUACUCCGAGCUAAUCCAAUAUGGUCUAUCAACUAUGUGGAAGAAAGUUUGGCCGCCGGCAAAAAAAGCUGUUGUUGAAGCUAUAAAGGAGUACCUUAAGUUGAAAGAUAGGGAUGGUGAGACGGGCGACAGAAUUUGGCAACUGGCAUUUAGGAGUGGAUUUAAAUGUAAUAGUGCAGUUUGGAAGUGCAUUUCCAAGAUGAAACCAGAUAAUUCGAAUGUUGGGUCAGACAGUAUUGACCAGUAUCCAGUCGAAGUGCCAGAGAUAAUGGAUCACUGA
Molecule: messenger RNA, 1032 nt
Organism: Dovyalis caffra
Lineage: Eukaryota; Viridiplantae; Streptophyta; Magnoliopsida; Malpighiales; Salicaceae
Source: the annotation of a GenBank genome assembly